AUGCUUCUCAACGUUCUUGUGAUGUUGCUCCUUUUGGGCCUUACUAAGGGUAAGCUAUUUUUACGGCCUUUACGCUCUCUGCUUUUGAUCAUUUCAGAAAUUUUUGUAUGUUCUUCAUUGCACGAGUUUUCCAAUGUAAGGCAUGUCAGUAAACCUUUUGCUAAAUGAGUGUAAGCGAAAUUAUUGCGAAGGCAACUCUUUUCUCCAGAAAGGUUGAAGCCUCACAUACCUUGUUUUAACCCGUGCUAAUUAAAUGAUUUUGAUAAUCAGCCAAUCAUAAAAAAAUUCCUGCGGAGCCCUUGUAAACUUUUUAGGCCUGUCUUUUGCAAUUUUACACUGCAAAACAUUGAUUCAGCGCGCGCUGCAUGGUUUGCUAAUAGAGAAACUACUAGCAACUUUGUUCGCUAUGCACCAUGUGCUUGAUAAUUCAUCGAUAUUCAAAGCCUUUGUUUUAUUCAGAAAAUGAGACAAGCCUCACUCGACUUUCAUGUUCAAAGAGAAUUAUUCUCUCGGAGAAGAUAGUUUUUCACUUGGUAAAAACCGUUAUUAACUGAUAUUCCGUAAAAUACAAUUUAAAAUGCUUCUGAUCGAGGUGCAAUACUGGAAACAUCGAGAGGUGAAUAUUACGGACACGGACCAAUGCACAAGCAAGGCUUUUGCAUGAAUUAAACAGCUCGAUAUUGGCAGACUUUAUGAGCAAUAGAUUAUUGAGUUAAUGUUUAUUUUUACCAACUUCUAACUUCAGUGACAUUUUUGUUGAUCAAUCUAUUGAAUAGAAUGCACACUCUGUCUAAAAAUUCCUUUUAAUUCUUAUUUUGGCUGGUAUAGCUGUAAAGUGUAUACCAUUGGGUGUGGUGUAAUUAAACCUUCUUUAGAAAUCAAAGUUGAGUUUCGCUCAACCUCUCAAUUCGAUAAAUAUUCAUCAGUAGUCAUUUGGCAACCAGCUGAAAUGUUUUCAUAAAUGAUUUAAAUGAAAUAGUUUGCCGCUUUGUUUGAAAAUAUUUGUGGUCACAUUAGUAGCGUCUAGCACUUGUCGGUUACGGAAUGGUUUUCCAGAACUUCCAAAAGGGCUGUGAAACAAAAAUGGCCGUAAGAUCUGCUUCGAAGCACAGUGGACUUGAAUAGCCUUGAUUGGUAAAAAUUAUUUUAAAACGCCUUCACAGCAGCUGAGAUUUUGAGCUAUGGAACACCUCGCUAAGAUCUUUUUGUGUUUACUUGAGAGUAUGAUAGCAGUGGACAUAUCGAUGUUCAUGGCGACAAACAUACGAAAUCGAAGAAAAUGAUCAGAUAAAAAAUCAGAUGCAUCUAUGCAUGUUUUGUCAUAUCGAAAUAUUACAUUUAUUAAAUUUCUGCUUUGUGGAUCAAAAGCCAUUUAUUACCUUAAGGCAAAUCCUAUACAAAGGAAACAACAGCUCCCUGAUUUUACUGAUUGCAACAAGCACCAAGUAUGCCAGCAGCCUCCAAAUAUUCUGCUCAAAAAAAGCGUGCUCUGGAUUUAAUUCAACACCUAGCCGUGACACAGUUUGUAAAGAACGUCAAUAGAUUGCCAUAGGCAGGUCUUACGCCAUUGUAACAGAUGUCUUUGAAAAAACCGCGCAGGUUUUUAUCUUGGAACAAUCUUUAAGUAAAUUGAGCUCAUAAAAGGCACAGUAAAGCUUUCUAGAUUAAGAAAGACAAAUAUCUCAAUUUUCUUUGUCGGCUGCCUGAUAUUAUCAAGAUAUUCAUAAUCAAAUAAAUUGUCUGUGAGUUUGUUUGUAGUCUGAAAACCGCGCUGUUAUAUUGGAAUGGAAUGAAACUGCUACAGAAUUGAUACGCUGUGAUUGGCUGAUCACAACUGGCUGCCUCGGCAAUGCAGUGAGGUCCAAACCAAAAACGUUGCAAACAGAAAGAAGAGGCAAAACGAUUUACUUAGGAAAAAAUGAUUGACAACUAAAUCUUUAGCUGAAAGACUGACUAAAUAGCUGCAGCAUUCUAAUUAGCAGUAUAAAUGAAGGGACAAGAAUAUUUUAAAAUGUCCUUUGUGGGAACAAAUUAGAAUGCCUUUUAUGAGCUACGAGGUUGACUCCUGUUUAAAUUCACCGUCAAUAGAAGGCACAAUGUUUAAUACUUGCGACCGUGUGAACAGUUUAGCUGUAUUUAUGUGCACGGGAAAGCAGUUAGUCACAGCCCCACAUCCUGAACGAGGGAGGCUGGGAAUGAUUUUUGGGUAAUGGCUUUAGGAUGACACCAGAAAAAUUCUCGUCAUUUUUCCUUUUCUUUUUGUUUUGCCUUUCAUGUGUUUAGGGCCAAUUUCAAGGUGGCUGAACGAUUAAUCUUUUUUAACAAAUGAGUUGUGGAAAUACAGAGAAAAGCAAGUUAAGAUUACUUUCAGUAAGAAAAAAAAUAUUAGACCCCUUAUAUUAUAAUUGAUUUUUGACUCUUUGUUCUUUUCAUAGCCUAAGAUAUCAAAAGACCUGUCUAUCAUUAGCGGCGGUUUACGUUGUUAAUUCCAACUAAGAGAACACCUGAACUUUAUAUUUGAUUUCUAGCAAACGAUAUGGUUCCAGUGGCAGAUGAGGUUGUUAAAUUUUCACUUGUUCAUUUGUUCCGUUUUCAAUUUACCAUUUGGUCUAUACCCUCUAUCUACCCACGUCAAUGAUUAGGGUAUGGAGAAAGGAAUAAUUAAUUGAAAAAAGAAUUCAAAACUGACAUCCCGUGAACUUACAAUUCAUUUUGCUCCCAAGUAACAAAUUGAACGAGAACUUCUGACUCUUCUGUGACGGUUUUCCCAUUUUCACCGUCGAAGCCUUCCUCUGAAUCUGAAUUGUCAUUAAUUUACUUCAAGCAUUAAAAUUAACUUUAAAGUGAUUAACCCUGUAGAUGAACGAAAGUACUCCAGAAAGCUGAGGAUCCAUUUUUUGUCAUUUAUUUCUCAAGUUAUAAGGCUGAUCGAUAACAUUUUGGAGCAUUUUAUUUUUGUUUUAGCUCAAAAUGCAACUGAACCUGCCGUCAAUGCUACAGAGCCUGCUACUACAGAGGCUGCCACACAGCCUUCCACAGGGUCUGUCGCAGUCAAUGCAACAGAGGGUGCCACUACAGAACCACCCCCAGACAGUAAGUAAAUUUAUAUCUUUUUCUUUUUUUUCAACUUAAGCAGUUGAAGAAUGGAACGCCCUGAAUGAAAAGCGCGAAAUUACUAGGGCUUUAUUAACCCUAUACGAAGCUGUAUUCAUUUAAGCUAAUCAAGCCCAAAAGAGAACUGGUUCAAACGAAUCCAAUCACUGUCCAAUGAUAAAUGAAUGUUUUGUGUAAAAUGUAACGUUCACAAUUUGGAGAGGGACUGGGUACGCUGGAUGACAGAGACUUUUCAUGCUUCAAGCCCAAAAGAGAACUGGUUCAAACGAAUCCAAUCACUGUCCAAUGAUAAAUGAAUGUUUUGUGUAAAAUGUAACGUUCACAAUUUGGAGAGGGACUGGGUACGCUGGAUGACAGAGACUUUUCAUGCGCGGUUUCCGGUUCCUGUCAAGUUUUAAAAGUGCCCCCCACCCCCACCCCCAGAUAAAUGACUGUAUUUUGAUUCGGUACUAUUGACAGGUUUGUCAGUGAAGUGUACAACAGACGGAAUGAUGGUAACAUUGGACAUUACCUAUCAUCCCAAUAUUGCUGUGGACAAAGUCACACUGAGUGAUGCCAACUGCAAACUGGCCGAUUUAGGAGGCUUAAACGCCACACACAUCUGGUUGAAUGCACCUCUUGAUUCAUGCAUGACUAACCAUACUACGGAUGGUGAUACCAUCAUUUAUCAGAACAGCCUUGUAACCGAGACCCGUGAAUCUGCCGGAGCUGCUAUUAUUUCCAGAGAGUUUCAGGCCGAAUUCCCGUUCAGGUGUACCUACCCUCGCUCAGCCAUUGUGUCCGUGGCCAGCUUUUCUCCACGAGAAAAAGUCAUCUACACUAGGACAGGUUUUUAUUCCCUUUUAUCUCUGUAUUGUUAAAAAUCGGUCACUCCUAAACUUGCCCAUAAGUUAUUGGAGAGGAACUCGGUACUAAGCAAAAUUACUGCAAAAGAGGAUCCAUUGAGAUGACUAUACUGAAUAGGAUUUAAUCCACGUACCCAAAAAUUGAAAUUACACACUAAGUAGAUUAAUAGUAUAUAUAGGGAGGUACACUGCCAAGGAGCUUUCAUAUGAAUACUGCUCACAGUUUCAAGGGUUAAAUUGCUUCAGAUCGCUUUUUGGACUGAACAAAAAGAACAGAGUUCCUCUUGACUUAGAUCCGAACUUUUUGAACUUUAUGCUUUUACCAACGGAUGGCAAAUGAAACACUUCCACAAUAUAGUUUCAUUUAAAUGGACACAAUCAGUAUUGAAUCAACAGAAGUAAGUACUAGUAAGUACUACCCUGUACAGCAAAAUUAAAACACAAGAAAAGGACAGUUUUUUUUGUGAUUAGAACUUGACGCUAUUACACUAGAGACACGGUUAUAGACAGUUAUAGCGCUGGACUUGUGAUCCGGAGACCUCGAGUUCAAUUCCUGCCCCCCUUUAGCUGGCUUUGUUCUCGGUAGUUCAACUCCUGGACUACCAGUAAUUAUGGUUCUCCAAUACAGUCGACUUUAAGACGACAUUGAAAAGUUUCUGAGAGUUUUUUUUCCUCAUUUACAGCUGAGUAUGGUAACUUUACAUUCACCAUGGAUAUGUACGAGACGGAUGCGUACGAGACCCCUUACGCCGACUACCCUGUUAGAGUAGACCUCAAUGAGCCUAUGUACUUGGAAGUCCAAGUCAAGUCAAAUGAUUCUAUGUUGGUGUUGAUUCCUGUAAAAUGCUGGGGUACCGCCGAACCCGAACCGGACGAUGACAAGUCUUAUGCAUUCAUCGAUAACGGGUAAAGGUCAUCUUCUUAUUCCGAGGUCGACUUUAUAAAUUUUCAUUUAUAGACUCCAUCUUUGUAAUUCUGGUACCAGCAGAACUCCACGCCAAACAUUGUUUUUAAAGGGGCCAUGUAAGGCUGUUUGCUAUCUUUUUAAAAAGAUAAAACUUGAAUACCAGAAAUAAUAUGUGGUCCGUUCUUGUUAUUUAAGACUACAUUAAGGCGUUGAGACUGUUUCCUGUCGUCUUUUGCAACGGAUAGAAAGGGCGGACAUGAAUUGAAACUUGAAAAGUUAAGCCAGCUCAGUGUUUCAAUUUUUAACGAUAUGCCUGAAAAAAUUGUUUUGGUAAGUGCUCCUGGGUGAAAUUUCAGUGUUAAAUAUCUUCAUAACUCUACAGGAGCAUUUUGAGUAUGGGCAAAGAUUUGUUUUUGACUGACUGAAUAAUACGUAUUAAGUUUGAGAGAAUUGUUUUAUUGUUUUGGAAAUAGCUUUGAAUUAAGCUGAAACAUUAACAUUUGUUUCUCGUUAGAUUUCUUGUGCUUAUCAUAUUAAGUGGAGUUGUUUUUAUCCUAUAUUGACAAUGACUAUUUUAAAACAAUUAUUCCACGCGUGCGCGUUGGAUAUGAAAUGGUGGGUAGCCAGCGAGGUGCGUAGCGCCGAGUUGUCUAUAAUCACCUCAUAUCUAACAAACGCGAGUGGAAUAAUUGUUUUAUUAAUAACGUCCACAAAAUAUCGAGAGUUCUUUCCCGUUUUCAGCUUGUUUUUAAUUUUGAGCAGACGCGUACAGUUAAUAUAUAUGGAGAGCAUCGUAUAAUGGCGCAUAUACCAUGAUCGCUAAGCCAAUCAGAACUCAAGAACUGCAUAAUCCAAUGAUUCAGUUUUUAAUAAUAUGUGAUAUACUUGGCCUUGCUAUUGUAGUUGCGGAAAAGAUGAAACUCUGGACUUUGACUACGAACUAAGCGCUGUGCAGAGAUUCAAACUGGACGCCUUCCGUUUCCUUGGGGAAAGUGCUGAUGCCGUAGUUUAUCUGCACUGUAACGUUGAGGCCUGCCGCAGCGCUGACAAUGAUUCGCGUUGUGCAGAGGGAUGCACUGAAAACGCUAGAAGGAAGAGGCGUGGCGCACAAUUUGAUGCUAUAACCGAAGAAACCGUCACCAUUGGACCGGUUGGACUCGCACGCAAAUCUGCAGCUACAAAGCGUGAGUAACUUAGAGAGUGAAAAAGUCAAACUCGAACUCGUCAUGCAUUCCUUCAUGACUCACCGUCCACUCCUGCGGCACAUAAAUCCAUAGCCUGCGCCGCAGAAGAUACUAAACUAGCUUAAAGUCUGGUUAAGUUCGUCUGUGAAACAGCACCGGAAUCCUUGUUCUGGGCCUUCAUCUGUGUACCAGGAUUUGAGCACGCUUCAUGAUUGCCCUGUAAAAAAAAGCUAUUGUGGAUUUGCCAAUCAGGAUGAAAGAAAAUUCGUGACGCAUUUCCGAUAAUUCGUUGAGUCCGUUGGGGGCCCAGAACUAAGAUACGCAGAGGUUACUAACCGAGGUUAAAUAACGUCUGCGACAUCAGGCUAUAAAUCGGAGAGGAAAACAUUUGAUCUAUAAUGUUCUUUACGGACCUAAAAAUCGUUUAAUAUUGUCAAUGAAAAUAUUUGUUUCUUUUUGUUUCUUUAGAGCAAAAGUCUGCAAGUUCGCUGACCAUUUUUGCCGCUGUCGCUGGUGUCCUGGCCGUCGUAGUGUUCGCUCUGGUAGUUGCCUUGGUGAUCUUAUAUAAACGCCACCGCAAUCCCCAGACUGCUUCGCGAGUUGUAUACACCAAAACCUCCAGUGACGACAACAAACAGCUUGUCUGA
Molecule: messenger RNA, 6697 nt
Organism: Porites evermanni
Lineage: Eukaryota; Metazoa; Cnidaria; Anthozoa; Scleractinia; Poritidae
Source: the annotation of a GenBank genome assembly